Brachypodium distachyon (stiff brome) is the source of this 579-nucleotide messenger RNA. RefSeq lists its product as uncharacterized. Bases 1 to 579 code for a protein of 192 amino acids. Gene Ontology annotation, cellular component: cytoplasm. The transcript has a single exon. Gene Ontology annotation, molecular function: ubiquitin protein ligase activity. Gene Ontology annotation, biological process: protein ubiquitination. NCBI's taxonomy places the organism in Eukaryota, Viridiplantae, Streptophyta, Magnoliopsida, Poales, Poaceae. The record is from RefSeq and is a predicted model, not a curated record.
AUGGCAACCGGGGCUGCUAGAAGCCACCGGCGGCGCGCCGCGGUCCCGGACCCGUUCGCGGAGCUCCAAUGCUACGACGAGCAGCAGAUGGACCGGUUCUACCAGCAAUGCGCGCGCAUGACGCGCCGCCGCCGCUCCUCCGCCCCGCCGGCCGUAGCCCAGAGGAUGGUCGUCCAGAUCCGCUUCGGCGAGGACGGCUGCCCGGAGUUCUCCGACGGCAACGGCGUCAUCAUCAGCAGCACCAGCCACGACGACGAUAUCGACGUCGGCGUUUCGGCAGACGGCGACGGAGCGUACAGGGGCGGUGGCUUCGGCGCCGUCCCGGCCUCGGGCUUGGAGAUCGCCAAAUUGGCGGAGGCGGACGUAGGGGAGCACGAGGAGGAAGAGGAGUGCGCGGUGUGCCUCGAGGGAUUGGCGACGGCGGGGGAGGGCGAAGAGAAGGUGGUCAUCAGGAAGAUGCCGUGCCCCGACGCGCACCGGUUCCACGAGCGCUGCAUCUUCCGGUGGCUCAUGGUCAGCCGCCUCUGCCCGCUCUGCCGCUUCGCGCUGCCGCCGGCCGAGGACGAGGAAGAAGAGUAA